AUGAAGAUCAUUGGUGAGAAAUAUUCAGGGAAAACUCCAAACAAAGCUAUUUUAAUAGUUGGAGAAACAGGGACAGGGAAGUCCACACUGAUUAAUACUAUGGUUAAUUAUGUCCUUGGAGUGAAACCUGAGGAUAAAGUCUGGUUUGACAUCACAGGAGAGGAGGGAAAGAGCCAGACUGCAAGUCAGACAAGUCACAUCACUGUUUAUGAUGUUUUUAUGAAGGAGUCCCCAUACUCUCUCACCAUCAUUGAUACACCUGGAUUUGGAGACACUCGAGGGAUUGAAUUUGAUGAGAUGAUUUCUGAAUCUCUGCUCAGUUUAUGCAGAAUGGAGGAUGGAGUUCAUGAAAUUGAUGCUGUGUGUCUGGUGGUCAAAGCUUCUCAGAAUCGACUCUCGAUUCAACAGCGCUACAUUUUUAAUGCCAUUUUGUCUUUAUUUGGCAAAGACAUAGAGAAGAACAUAGUCUUACUCAUCACAUACUCAAGUGGAGCCCAACCUGAUGUUCUACAGGCCAUUACUGAGGCCAAAAUACCCUGUGCUCGAAAUGAAGACAAUCAACCUGUCCAUUUUCUGUUUAACAACUGGCAAAAACAGACAUGUGAUAAGAAGAAUGAGAGGAAAUACAAAUUUGAUUGGGAAUGCAGUGAGGACAGUAUGAAAGACUUUCUGGAAUAUUUGAAGACCAUGGAGAAGAGAAGUUUGAAGAUGACUGAAGGAGUUCUGAGAAAACGUGAGCAGCUGAAGGCUUGUUUCAAUAACUUACUGGAGCGUGUGCAGUGGGCUGAACUCAAACAAAAGGAGUUGAGGCAGAAGAGGGAUGCCCUGGAGAAAUUCAAGAGAAAGGACAAGGAGUUUGAGGUAGAAAUUGACGAGGUCUACAAAGAAAAGGUCCCCAUAAUCCCACGCUGGUGGCACUUAGGCAAAGCAGCAACCUGCUGCACUGUGUGUAAGGAGAACUGUCACUACCCAGGAUGCUGGUGGGUCAUAGAUCUCUCAUGGUGCAGUGUGAUGGAAGAUGGGAACUGCACUGUGUGCACUAAAAAAUGUCACUACACAAAGCAUGUUAAAGAGGAGAAAAUAUAUGUGUCAAAGACCAGGAAGGUUAAAAUUAAAAAGGAGGAUUUCUGGAGAAAAUUAGGAGAGAAAGAGAACGCCGUGAGGAAACUUGAGGAUCAGCUCCAAAGGGCAAAAGAAAAGAAAAUCAGACUGAUUGAUAAAGCGUAUCAGUCCAUCAUCACACUGGAGGAUACUGCAUUGAAGCCUGACUGUUAUUCCACUCUUCUCCAUCUGGAUUUCUUGAUUGAGAAAAUAAAGGAAACUGGGGAUAUGGGGAGAUUUCAGAGACUGACUGAUAUAAAGAAGAGGGCUGAUGAGGAAAACAGGAGAGUAAUGGCAUAUUACAGAGCAAUGAUUCAAGGAGCUCAUGACAUUUGGCAAAGGAGAGAAAAUUUCAUCAAGUAUGUUAGGAAAUAG
Chanos chanos (milkfish) is the source of this 1476-nucleotide messenger RNA. RefSeq lists its product as uncharacterized. The transcript has a single exon. Lineage: Eukaryota; Metazoa; Chordata; Actinopteri; Gonorynchiformes; Chanidae. Gene Ontology annotation, molecular function: GTP binding. Bases 1 to 1476 code for a protein of 491 amino acids. The record is from RefSeq and is a predicted model, not a curated record.